Neospora caninum is the source of this 5949-nucleotide messenger RNA. RefSeq lists its product as uncharacterized. The record is from RefSeq and is a predicted model, not a curated record. The coding region runs from base 1 to 5949 and encodes 1982 amino acids. The transcript is spliced from 4 exons. NCBI's taxonomy places the organism in Eukaryota, Apicomplexa, Conoidasida, Eucoccidiorida, Sarcocystidae.
AUGGAGCGCCCUGCAGAAGUCCCCGGCUCCCCUGUGGAGGCGAUGGAGGCCGCAGAACCGGAACUCGGUCUCCAUCUCGCCAAGCGCCGGCGCCUCUCCGCUGCUGAAGAGUCUGAAGACUUCACUCCCGAGCACACAGAUCGGCGGCAGGAAGUGCGCAGUCGUCCACCCAUCGUUUUGCCUGGAAUCGUCAGCCGCGCGUCGCCCUACGGGCUGAUCGCUGUCAGCGACGCCGAGUCGGGCCGAGCCUCGCGCCGAACACGGUCAUCGGCGUCUCUGGAGACUUCGGCCGAAGAGAAGGAGACAGGCACGUCCCCGGAGCUCGGCCCCGGAGCCUCGUGGAGCGUCGCCCGGGCCAAAGGCAAUGGGGCCAAGGGGCGGGGCAGCGGCGACACCGGCCAGUCAGAGAAGAGGGGAGUCAGUGAGUCCCGAGGUCCGCUGGGAGGCCGCGCUGUGGCGCCUGGACCUCGUCGCGCGGACGAUGAGCGAAUGUCCACGUCCUCUCACAGCCCCGCGGGAGAUGGCACCCACGCCGUGUGUUGGGACAGCGAUGCGCUGCCGUCGCCCUCCGACUUGGGCCUCUCUGAAGCAGACGACGAGGAGAUGUCGCCGCGCAAACAUCCCCUGCCUGUCGCGGAGAAGAAGAACUUGGCGCGCUUCGCGGAGCACCCGCUACAGAGCGUCGGGAUCGCGUCGUUCUCCGUGCCUUCCGGCGCGUCCUCCAGCAAGGGCUACCCUCCGACGAGGUCGCCCUUCGUGGCGGACUCCGACGCGGCCGUGUCUCCUGCCGCCUCGGGCUCGAGCGGCGGAGGCGUGGGCGCCGGGGGAGCCUGCGAAAUCGGCGGCGCGGUGCUCCAGGGCGCGCGAGGCGCCUUCGCCGAUUUAGAAGGCAACGGCCCAACAACCGCGAAGGCCACCCCCGCAGCCCACUCGCACCUUGGCAACAUGAGUGGUGUCUUUGGCGACGACAUGCGCCGAGAGGCAGAAGAGGACUCUCUUCUUUCUGCGAAUCUGGGGUUGGGCGGAUCCGGCGGUGUCUUGACGGUCGAGGAACUGCUCGCAAAACCCGCGGAACGGGCGCAAGAGCCCCGGGAAGCCGAGGGAGCGAAGACCGACUUUGACUGUCUCGCAGCCCUGAUUCAAGACGCCCUCGGGGAGGCUGGUGGCGCGAAACGAAGACGCAGAGCGCCUCUCGCAGGCUUCAACGCCCCACUGUCCGCGCACCCUGCCUCAGCGUCGGUCUCCGUCGAGCCUCAUCUCGGUGGCGUGGGAAACCGGGCGAGGGGGGCGUCCCUCACGACAGGGGAGGCCGAAGCCCGAGCCGAGUCGGACGGCGAGGCGGUCCCGGGCUCCAGUCGACAGAGUUCACUUCGCCUCCAGUACGACACGCGGAACGGGGGGACGUACGAGGAAGACUUGGACGACGUCUCGCUGUCAGUUCUUCUCGGGCAGCCGGACGGCUCGGGGAAAGCGGCGCGUUCCGCCUCGGCAGACGCGUCGACGGCUGCGUCUGUGUCCUCGGUCUUCCCUUCGGAGGCCUGCAGUGUCUACGCACCUGGCCAGCACGGGAGGCCGACGCAGAGCCAGGAUCCCGCGAAGGAGCGUCAGCGGCGCCUGGCCCGCGAUCGGGAAACUUUGAACCUUUCUGCGCAAAUCGCCGGGCGGUUCAAGAGCUGUCGUACGGAGGACGUAAUGCGCCUCUUUCGCCGCUACCUCGCAGCCAGUUCGCGGCAGGUUCGCGAUCCCGCGACGCUAGAGCGGGUCGUCGCGGCCUGCUGCUACAUUUCAUCUCGGCAGGCCAUGGACGGUCUCUCGCUGUCGGACAUUUGCCACGAAAUGGACGCGAGCAACGGACAAGACGCCCGGCCCCGCCAGGGCAGAGUGAAGAAGCCCGCGGACGAGGCCGCCGGCCGACCGGAGAGCGACCGGGGGCGAGCCGGCGCGUCCUCGUCGACGCGCUGCAAAAGCUUGGGGAAGUGGGUGGUCCGAAUCUGUCGAAAGCUGCAGCUCCAGUCUCUGCCCGAGAAGGAGGAAGACCCUGAAGACCGCGCGAACCGCGUGCUUGCUCGAGUCAAACAGCUGCUGAUUGCCAAGAUGGAGGAAGAGGAACAGCGGCGGCCCCAGCUCGUCGACGCGCUCGUCCGUGCGACGCAGGACGCGGAACAGAAGCGGCUGAAGGGCGCAGCCGAGGAAAGUGAAGCGACGUCACUGGUUUCGCUGGAUUUCCUCUUGGGCGGAGACCAGCGCCGGCGGGACGACAACUGGGACGGCGACAGCGCGUUCGACUCGGCAGAGACAGCGAAUCAGGCGGGUCUCCCCAGAGACGCGGAGGACGGGCGCGAAUCCGAAAUUGAGCAGCGGCCUCCACAGGCUCCGAAUGCGCCGGCGCCGGCCCCUGGAAGUCAAGAGAGACAGGCCCUCAACGCCAUCGAGGCGCUGCUGGCCCAAGUCGCUGGAGGCACGAGUUUCGACUGCUUCGGGGGGUUUUCCUCGCCGACGGACGCUGACCUGCCUGGAGGGACUCUGCCUGCAGGCGGGGACGCCUGCGCGGCUCUCGGCCUGCUCAAGAGCGGGAGAGACGACCUGUCCUCGGCUGGCUUGCGCGCAGUGGACGGAGAGGCAAGAGCUUCAGAGGCAGAGAGGAAGACGGGACGCGGAGACGCGACAGACCGCGAGGGAAGACCGGGCGACUCCGCUGCCGUAGAACGCGACGCGGACAUGGCCUCGAGCUCCCAGGCGGCGAGCCGCGACGACCUUGUCAACGGCGUAGGCGGCGAGAGGCGAGAUGGAACAGUCACGGGGGCGAGCGGCGCGCCGGGAGAUCGCGCAGAGAAAAACGGAGACAAUCCUGCCGCCUUCUUGGGCCAAGACAUCUGUCCGUCGCUGUUUGACCCCGUUGACUUGCCUGGCCUGUCGGCGUCGCGCUCCCCAGCCGAAGGCGACUCCAGUCUCCAGUCGCUUCUUCACGCGUCGCCUGACGGGGACUCGUCUCCGUUCUCGCCGGUGCUGACGUCGCUUCUCUCGGCGUCUCUGCCGCCCUCGGAAACGCUCGCAAAGGCCAAAGAAACGCAGCCCGCGGCGCGCCUGCAGCUCCAGCGGUUCACGUGGCUUCAGAAGAUGCGCGCGGAGGCCCUAGAAAAACUGAAGAAGGAGAAAGACGCCGUCUUCCGCGGGCUUGUGCUGCUCCAGCGCAUCCUCCAGCUCUUCUACGACGCCAAGCAAGACGAAGCGGGCGACGAGAGAGACGACGAGGGCGAGGAAGACGGCGAACGCGAAGGGAAAAAGCGACACAGAGGAUGGACAGAAGAAGAUCCUCUCGACAAACGCUGGCGGGCCCGCGGUCGAUGCGACUCCGUCUCUCUGGCUUCCCUCAUCAUCAUCGUCUUCAAGUGGAUGCAGAUUCCCGUGCCUCAGCGCAUUGCUUUGGACGCUCUCCACGUCGACCGCAAGAGCGUCUACAAGCGCCGCCUGGAACAGAUGCAGAUCCUGAAAACCCUUUUCGGGCGACUUCGCGGCAUGAUGGAGGAGAAGGGCGGGUCUUCGAGUCCUGCGCCGUCUGCGGAGCACCUGGCGGCUUCGCUGCCCCCGCAUUUGGCUUCACUGCUCCAGCAGGUGAUCCACAGCCCUGCCACGAUGCAGCGUCUUCUUGCGUUGGCUGACGAAGAAGAAGAGUUGGGGAACUUCAUUUCUUCCUCGCAGUCUCUGGGCUCGAACAGCGACUCGGGGAAGGCGCCUGGAUCACUCGGCGGGGCCUCCUCGUCUCCCCCUGCCUCCUCUUCGCUCUUGCCGAUCGAGGCCUCGCCGGCGCCGCCGUCUUUUGCUUCGCAGCCUGUCGCGCCGUCAGCGGAAGCUGGCUCGGACCUCGCCUCGUCUUCUUUCUUGGCAGCCUUCUUGGCUCAGGUAGCCGGAGAGCGCGAAGGCAGCGGGAAGGCCCAGGGCGUCGAUGCGGAGAAGGCGCAGCUCGGGGAUUUCCAGAGUCGCAAGAAAAGAAGAACUUCCCACUCGUCUCUGCCGUCCGCCGACAAGGGACGUGGGUCUCUUUACGACAGCGACGACAGAGAGGCGAGCAGCGCGGUGCCUUCGCCCCCUUCUCUCGCGAGCCUCUGUUCUUCGCUCGCGUCGUCUUCUCCCCUCAACCCGUCUGACUCGCCCACUGCCUCGGGCCAGAUGGCUUCUCCGCGAUCAGCGCGAAGCCGCCUUGCUGGCGAGGCGACCUUGCACGGCGUGGGAACUGCGGGCGACUCCAGCAUGGCAAGCUCCGUCCGGGCCGCCGAAGGCCUGGGGACUCCUGGAAAUGCAGCGAGUCGUCUUUUCCCUUCGCCUUUCGGCUCCGGGGACGGCCAAAGUCAGAUGGACCUGGAGGGCUGCAAACCCGAUCUGCGGGGGCGGUCCCUGCUGGAACUCGGCAGCGUCGAUUCGUCGUCUUCUUUCGCUCUCGGCUUUACCCUCGCCGAGGCGCUGCUGCGCCACGGCCUCUGUCUCCCUUCGCCCCAAGUCCCACCGGCGACUGGCCUUCCUGCAGACGCCCCACACUUCCCGGCGACCGAGCCACUGGCCGAGGCGUCUCUUCCAGCGGGCGACGCGCUGUGCAUGCAAGCAGCUGAAGGCUUCUCACCGGCUGCGCACGGGAAGCCCCGGCGCGGGAGCGCGUGCCCUGCGGCCGCGUCUCCAGCGAGUGCGCCCUACAGGUCUUCCAUGGCGUCGCCGUUCGGGGCGGAUCCUGACGCAGGGCGCGAGAGUGAAGGCCGCGAAGCCGAGCCGAACAACGUUUUCUUCGACAACCGAGCCACGCGAGACAUCAUUGCGAGUUUCUUGGCGAGCGCCAGCGCCGACGGGCACCUGGGGUCUGUGGGGUCUGCGUCGGCCGCGCUGCGGGCGCGACACGCCCUGGACGAAGAGGCGCGGACGCAGCAGGCCCGCAGGCCUCUCGCUCCCUCGCCCAAGUCGUUUUUGCAGAACGGCACCGCGCGCGUCGGCCGCAGCGCCAGUGGGACGUUCUCAUCUCGCCGGCCGUCUUCCCGAGUCCCCCCGCUCCCCAGCGCGUCCGCGUACCGCAGCAGACCUGGGGGCGACGGCGCCAGUCGGCAGCGCUCGUCUUCUCCCUCGUCUCUCUUCGCAGCUGCAGCGAGCAUGGCGGGGGCGCUUCCAGGCUCUCUCGCUGCCUCUCGACCUGGGGUGUCCGGGGCGCUGUCGCCAGCGCUCGAGAGGCCUCAGCGAGACGACCUGGUCGCGCAGGGUCUCGAGGCCUGUCGGCGGGGCGACUUCGAAGACGCGAGCGUGCAGCCGUCCUCUCCGAUGGCAGCCCUCGCGCUCUUGCCGCCGUCGGCGUCUCUGGCUGCCUCCUCGCGGUUCUUUGGGGCGAGUGCCGGGCGCUCACACGCGGCCUCGGCGACCGGUUCCGCAUUCGGUUCUGCGCUCGCAUUGGGCUUGCCGGGGGCUGCGGCCGCGGGCCCCGUAGGCAGUGACCCGUCGCUCUCGUCUUCGUCGAUAGCGCUGGGAACCGUUGCCCAUCUCAAAGCUGCGGAGAAGGCACUCCUCGACUCCGUUCCAGAUUCCGCGCGAGUCGUGUCGCUGCAGUUCGAGCGCACGCAGCAGCGGUGGGUGUGCAAGUGGCAGCGGCACAAGCCGGCGGGAGCGCCUGCGAAUCGGAAGGAGCCUUGGCACCGCAGAUGUUUCUCCGUGAUCAAGUACGGCUACGAAGGGGCGCAUGCACUCGCCGCCGCAGUCGCGAAGAAGCUGCGCGACGGACGCCGCGCGCUCCUCCAGCAGCAGCGGCGGAUGGAGGAGGAGGCCGACGUGGAAGGCAUUCCGAGGGACGACGAGGGCGUCACAGGGGAGGCUGAGGAGGAAGGCGCGGUCGUGGGCGCAGAGGAAGAGGAGACGGACCGGAGACUGGAGGCCGACGGAGACACGACUCCGCGGCGAGCAGCCGAAGAAGGAAAACAGUAG